Molecule: messenger RNA, 4177 nt
Organism: Spodoptera littoralis (African cotton leafworm)
Lineage: Eukaryota; Metazoa; Arthropoda; Insecta; Lepidoptera; Noctuidae
Source: the annotation of a GenBank genome assembly
AAACAAACAGACAAUGAUCAGAAAAAAUAUUUACAAAAAAUGUAAACUCCCUAUUAACAGCAUUGAUAUUCAUAAAUGUGUAUUCACCAAAAAGAAAGAGUUUAUAUCCAGAAUACCGUACCACAUUAUAAUUAAAACGUUAAGUUUACGAAUAAUUCAAUGAUAAAAACUUUAUUAUUGUGCUCUAAUUAAAUACAUUGAAAAUAUGCCUCGUCUGGAAGUGUAUCUGUUAUAUCUGUGCGUGUUUUUACUGUCCAGUAACUUGCUAGGCCCUGAAGCUCUGAAGAAAAAGCGGAAAAUUACAACUGAAAGUGAUGAUGAUUUGGACACAAAAAAUACAGAUACUGUGUACAGGACUAUAGAGAUAUUUGAGGAGUACAUAGAUGCUCUUAGAAAUAGUAGCGAUGUUCCCGAAGACUGGGGAAAUAAUAAGGAUAAUAAUUUAGAUAAAGUUGAGUACUAUCUCAAAUUGUUGAAGAAAGGCCUUCUAAGGCACAUAUUAACAGCAACAUGUAAAACUGAAGGGGAUAUUCAGAAAUUUAACGAAGUUCUUCAAGUUAUUAUGGAUAGUCUGCCACCACUGGUUCAGGAAAAAGAGCUUGAACUAUCAUCAGAGUUAAAAGAAGCUAAAGAACUGUAUGAAGCAGCAUUGCUGACACUGCUUAGACGGACUCCCGAGUUUUACAGACUCGUGUUUAAAGUCCGGCUACCUAUGGAUACUAUGGGCUAUAUUCUGGGUAAGAUGAAGUUAGUCUGGUCAUAUCUGACUAGAGAAGGCCAUGAAUGGGAAUUAGAAAAGAUUAAGGCCAAUCUUCACAGAGCCAUGCUCCAAAUGAAGAAGGCUGCCGACACAGGCUACGCCCCCGCUAAGAUCAAGCUGGCUUGGUCCUUCCUGUUUGGAGAAAACAUAGAAAUGGACUUCGAAAGGGCUAAGAACAUAUUUGAGGAGAUGGCAGCAGAAGGAAACGCUGACGCUCAUGCUGGCAUGGGCUUCCUAUACGCGACCGGUAUAGCUGUCCCGGUGUCUCAGGCCAAAGCUCUAGUACACUAUAUGAUGGGAGCGCUCGGGGACAGCGACUUCGCACAGAUGGCGCUAGCGUACCGAUACUGGAGCGGUAACACUGUGCCCAGUUCCUGUCCCAAGGCCAUGGACUUGUAUAUGAGGGUAGCAGACAAGGUGGCGAGUAACAUGGAAGGCGCCGGUCCAGGCAACAUUGACCCCGAGCGCGAUGUUUUGGUAUCUACCAAUAUCACAGAGUACUACCAGCAGCUCGCUGAGAAAAAAAUGAGAGAGAAACAGGCACAGCCAGAUUACAAACGUGAUCUGCGGUAUUUCGAGGAAGCUGCAAAACGCGACAAUCCAGUUGCACAAGUGGAGUUGGGUUUUAUGUAUCUAAAGGGUCGAGGCGUUCCGAAGGAUCCAAGAAUAGCGUUUAAAUAUUUCACGAUGGCAGCCAACCAAGGAUGGGCAGAGGGACAGCUGCAACUUGGUAUUAUGUACUUGAAUGGUAUCGGUGUCCGUCGUGACUUCAAGCAGGCCAACAAAUACUUCUCCCUGGCGUCGCAGACAGGCCACGUACUGGCGCUAUACCACCUCGGACAGAUGCUUGCGCAGGGACUCGGGGUGAAACACUCCUGUUUCAAUGCCGUUAUGCACUUCAUGAACGUGUCGAAGCGAGGUCCGUGGGCCACUCGUAUAUUGGACGCUCACAGCAGUGGGUACCCGCGGGGCGUGGACUCCGAGAUACUGCAGCGCCUGUGGCUGGCUGAACUAGGAUACAGCUCCCAGCAGUGGACAGCGGCCGUCAUGCUCGAGACAAGUAACCACCAUUUGUUCAAUGAACCAGAGAUACAAGCGCGCUACCGGCAGCUGGUGACGCGGAGUAAGGUUCCACGCCAGGACCAGUCCAUCAACUCAAUCAUCAAAUACAAUGAAUUGUUAGGACCUGAGGCGCGUAAAAAAAGUGAGAAAAAUGAUGAGGACGAGGAGGGCAGUGAGGGUUCUGAUUCAAAAUACAAUCCGGUCGACGCCGACUACUUCAAAGAGCUGAAGGAUGCUAUGAAGAAGGAAGAGAUAGUGCUACAGGAGUAUGCUGAUGCUAUAAGAAAUGCCAGAGAUAUUCCUAAAGAUGAAGACCAUAAAGAAACUCAUUUAGAUCAAAUGGAGUAUACUCUGAAAUUGUUGAAGAAGAGCCUUCUGAGGCACACAGAGUCUGCCUGGAUACAUGAUCCUAAGUCUACGGAGAGUUUAGAAGGAGAUAUUGAGAAAUUGGAGGACAAUCCUCAAGACAUUCUGGACACUCUGCCUCCAUUGCCUGAAGAACCAGAACCUGAACUGUCACCGGAGUUAAAAGAAGCCAAAGAACUAUAUGACGCGGCGAUGGUGAAACUAAACAGACGGUCGCCCGACCUUCGCGGAGCCAUCCUCCAAGUGAAGCAGGCAGCUGACAUGGGCUACAUACCUGCUAAGAUCAAGCUGGCCUGGUCCUACCUGUUCGGAGAAGGCGUAGAACUGGACUUGGAGAAGGCCAAGAAAAUCUUCGAGGAGCUGGCUGUAGACGGAAACGCUGAUGCUCAUGCUGGCAUGGGCUUCCUAUACGCGACCGGUAUAGCAGUCCCGGUGUCUCAGGCCAAAGCGCUAGUACACUAUAUGAUGGGAGCGCUCGGGGACAGCGACUUCGCGCAGAUGGCGCUAGCGUACCGAUACUGGAGCGGUAACACUGUGCCCAGUUCCUGUCCCAAGGCCAUGGACUUGUAUAUGAAGGUGGCUUCUAAAGUGGCAAGUCAAGUAACAUUCAGCGGAGGUCCUGCCAUACAACGCACGCGACUGAUCGACGAGGCGGAGGGCGGCGGCCCGGGGACCCUGGACACAGACCUCAUUGAGUACUACCAACUCUUGGCUGAAAAGGGAGACGUGCAAGCACAGGUCGGUUUGGGCCAGUUGCACUUCCAAGGCGGACGCGGCGUGACUCUAGACAUCAACAAGGCGCUCCACUACUUCCAACAAGCUGCCAAGACUGGGAACGCUGUCGCUAAUGCAUUCUUAGGCAAAAUAUACUUGGAAGGUGGUGACGGCAUCAAGGCAGAUAAUGACACUGCACUGCGGUACUUCAGAAAAGCCGCUGAACUUAAUAACCCAGUUGGACAGAGUGGAUUAGGUAUCAUGUAUCUACAGGGUCGUGGUGUCCCUAAAGACACGAAUGCGGCGUUUAAGUACUUCACGAUGGCCGCCAACCAGGGCUGGGUUGAGGGACAACUUCAUCUUGGAUUCAUGUACUUCGGUGGUAUCGGCGUCCGUCGUGACUUCAAGCAGGCCAACAAGUACUUCUCCCUGGCCUCGCAGACAGGCCACGUACUGGCGCUGUACCACCUCGGACAGAUGCAUGCGCAGGGACUCGGGGUCAUGCGCUCUUGUACUACUGCUGUAGAGCUUUUCAAGAACGUGUGCGAGCGCGGCGGGUGGGGCGCGCGCCUGAUGCGAGCGCACGCGGGCUGGCGCGCGCGGGACUCCGACUCCGCGCUGCUGCAGUACCUCGCGCUCGCCGAGCGUGGGCUCGAGAUCGCACAGACCAACGCCGCCUUCUUGCUAGACAAUGGCGAGGUCCGUCUGUUCAGUGAGUCGGAGCGCUGGGCGCGCGCGCUGCAGCUGUGGGCGCGCGCGGCGGCGCAGGGCUCCGGCGCCGCGCGCGUCAAGCUCGGCGACUACCACUACUACGGACUCGGGACGCCGCACGAUCUGGAGGCUGCGGCCUACCAUUACAGGAUAGCAUCAGAGCAGCUGCACAACGCGCAGGCGACGUUCAACCUCGGCUACAUGCACGAGCGCGGGCUGGGGCUGGCGCAGGACGCGCACCUGGCCAAGCGCUGCUACGACCUCGCGGCCGAGUCCUCGCCCGACGCCAGGCUGCCCGCCGCGCUCGCGCUCGCCCGUCUUAACGCUGCUACUGCACUCUCGCAGAUACUUGAUAGUCCGUUGGCAGUCAUAUUCCUGACGGAUUCAGCACUACUGUCCAACUGGGACCUGUACCUCAUCACAGCACUCCUCGGGGCUCUGGGCGUAGUGGACAAACUUGGCAAUUAUCUAGGACACCAGGUUGGUAAAGGGACGCUGCGAGACGCGCAUGCCCAACUACCCAGAGUGGCGGCGGCGCCAAAACAAUAUAGAGGCGUCGACUAG